Messenger RNA from Elgaria multicarinata webbii, 4887 nucleotides. RefSeq names its product coproporphyrinogen oxidase (gene CPOX). Gene Ontology annotation, cellular component: cytoplasm. The record is from RefSeq and is a predicted model, not a curated record. Lineage: Eukaryota; Metazoa; Chordata; Lepidosauria; Squamata; Anguidae. Bases 56 to 1363 code for a protein of 435 amino acids. Gene Ontology annotation, molecular function: coproporphyrinogen oxidase activity. The transcript has 7 exons.
GCGGCUGUUGUGAGGCGUCUCUGAGGGAGGUCCGCGCUCGUCGGUGGCGGCCGUCAUGUCUCGUCUUUUACUCGGGGUUUGCGCUAUAGGCGCCCGGGCUCUGUCGCUAGGCCCUAGGCGGCGCUGGUCCAGGAGUUUCUGCUCCGGCGGCUGCGAGUCGCCGCCGGGCUGCUCUUCUCGCUGGACGGAGAAGGGGUGGCGGCGGGCGGCGCUAGCCUGGGGUGCAGGAGCGGCGGCGGCGGCGGCGGCGGCCGCGCUGGGCUUCGCACAACGGGCGGAAAUGGAGGAGCAGCGGCGGUGGAGGCAGCGGCAGCAGAAGCUGCCCCGCCAAGAGCCCGACGGCGCGGGAGACGACGGCGACGACCUGGCGCGGCGCUGCGAGCGCUUCAUGGCCCCACCCGUGAGCGGACUGUGCGACCUGCGGGACCGGCGCGGAGACAUGCGGAGUCGCAUGGAGCUGCUUAUCAUGGAGACGCAGAGCCAGGUGUGCCACGCCUUGGCCCAGGUCGACCGCGGCGCCUCUUUCACCGUGGACCGCUGGGAGAGGAAGGAAGGUGGAGGAGGCAUCAGCUGUGUACUUCAGGAUGGUGAAAUAUUUGAGAAGGCUGGAGUCAAUGUGUCUGUUGUUUUCGGACAUCUUUCUGAAGAAGCAGCUCAGCAAAUGAGAAGCAGGGGGAAAACUCUGAAGUCCCAAAAUGGAAAAUUGCCAUUUUGUGCUAUGGGUGUAAGUUCUGUUAUUCAUCCAAAGAACCCAUAUGUUCCCACCAUACAUUUCAACUACAGAUACUUUGAAAUUGAGGAGGCAGACGGUACUAAACAGUGGUGGUUUGGGGGCGGAACAGACCUUACUCCAACAUACUUGGACAAAGAAGAUGCAGUUCAUUUUCACAAAACUCUGAAAGAAGCCUGUGAUGAGAAUAAUCCAGAGCUGUAUCCUAAGUUUAAGAAAUGGUGUGAUGAAUAUUUUUACAUCAAGCACCGUGGAGAGCGACGAGGGAUUGGAGGCAUAUUUUUUGAUGAUCUGGAUUCACCUUCUAGAGAAGAAGCCUUUAAGUUUGUGCAGAGUUGUGCCAAAGCCAUUGUGCCUUGCUACAUUCCCAUUGUGAAGAAACACUGCCAUGACAAAUUCACACCAGAGGAAAAAUUGUGGCAGCAGAUUCGUAGAGGAAGGUAUGUGGAAUUCAAUCUUGUUUAUGACAGAGGCACAAAGUUUGGUCUUGCAACACCAGGAUCAAGGAUUGAAAGUAUUCUAAUGUCUUUGCCACUCACUGCCAGGUGGGAGUAUAUGCAUUCACCUCCAGAGAAAUCCAGGGAAGCGGAAAUCCUAGAAGUUUUGCGUCAUCCCAAAGAUUGGGUGCACUGACAUCUGAUACCUGCUGUAUACAGUCAGCCACGAGGAAAGGACAUAAACACUUGACCACUUGGUCAUCAAACUGUCAUUGGGUGGCAGUUCGUUUUUGUCUACUUGUUCUCUUAUCAUGUGCCUUAGAAAUAGUUUUCAGUUUUAUUAUAUACAAGUAUUCUCUUCAAAAGUCACAAGCGAUUCCAUUUGCAUUUUCCUGGUGGAUGAAUUCAAUGACUGUUUGUACAGGUAUGAAAACACUUGAAAUGCAGAGAGCUUGGGGAAGGUGGCAAGAAGGGCAAGGUAAGGUGUACUCAAAAUAGGAACAGCACAGACUGCGUAAAAUACUGCAAAUUGUUUAAGAUUUUGACUCCCAAGUCUCUGUUUGAGACCAAGCAGGCAGUUAUUCUAGGGGCCUAUUCUUCAUUACCUUUCUAAUUGAAACAAUUACUUAUAGAAUGCUCUCUAGCCUAUUUCAGCAAUUGUUGCCUGCUAGUGUUUGUUAUACCUCUAAAUCCUGUUUCUGCUGUGAUGAGUCAUUUAUUUUAAACUGACUUGUUAAUCCAUUUGGCCUUUUAUAAUUUGUCAGAUGUAUUGUGUGGCAAGGAACCUUAUGCAGUGGGGACACUGCUUCAGUAAAUUGUGGAAGAAAUAACAUCACAUGUAGUGCAGCGGCUUCCUAUCAUUGGGUAAAUCAUUUUGGUGAAGCUUGGUAGCACAGUUCAUCUUCAGAUAGCUUAGGAGCAAGAAUCUGCAGCCACCCAUGAGAUGUCCUGCCUACAUGUGAAAUAUUCGCUUCUAGCACAGCGUUUUCUGAAUGGUCCAAAUUCCUUGCUUCGUACAUGUUCAGUUUCUGGCACAGAUCUUGUUUUAACUAACAGAAUUAGGUUUCACUAGAAAUAACUUAGAUAAAAAAAAACUCUUAACAGUUGUGCUGUAAAACUGGAGUAGAACUGAAUGUUAAUGAAAAAUAUUGCUAAAGCUGUGUUUCACCAUUAGAUUGUCAACCAUUGUUCACACAUUGCCAUUGUCAUUUUGCAAAACAUAUAUGGGGAAAGGUGAAAAGUUCAGGUUCUUGUAAGACAUGUUCACUGCUGCCACCACUACUGUACUGAUUAAUGUAUAAAUUAUACUGUAUAUGCAUGCAUGCAUAAGCAUGCACUGUUUGCCUACGCAUGUACAGAGUAAUGUUCCUCUUGGUAAUCAAGCGCUAGAUCAUCUAGUUGAAAGCUGCACUGAUUAGAAUGUGUACCUUUCAGUUUUAAGAAUUCUGUCAGUCAUUAACAACAUUCGCAAGUGACUCAUCCCAGUCCAAAAGGCAUUCCUAGUGGUACUUUGAAAAUUACACUGCUUUUGAACCAGAAGGGCCCCCAAACCAGUUCUCAAAGAAUUAAAAUAUAAGUUGGUCCUGUUGAGGUUGGCAGAAUUCACUGUAGGGAUAUGUGGUAUGACUCUGUCAUCUGUGGGUGUGGAGAUGGAACCUGAACAUCUGACGACUGUCACAAAAACACCCAGGAAUGCCUAGAAUAAGAGCAAAACAUACCUCUGACACACCUCAAUCCUGUUUACACUUUCUGGGAGUAAGCACAUUGAACAGAAUAAGAGUUACUUUUGACUAUACAUGUAUAGGACUACAUUACUGGAUGAAAUCAUACUACUUGGUGAUUUUAUGAAAUUUAAGUUUAAAUGCCUUAAUUUUAUUCAAACAAUAGUUAAAAGUAUGCCCAAAGUUAGAUGGAGCUUCAAAUGGCUCAACAGAUACAGUGGGCUGGGUUCAGAGAGAUAAGCAGAACUCCACUUACGCAGGAGGACUUUCUUGACUUCUCCCUCACUGCCCCGACCCAGCUGCUUCUAAGGUCCAAGAGUCCCUCCAGAAUGGUGUGUGGUGUAACUAAUGUAACUAGGUGCUAAACAGGAUGGGAAUUUGGGAGCAUUUGGCAGCGCUGUUUUGUACAAGUAGAAGUGCCUUUCCAGUUGGGCAAUAUGUCUCUGGAUCAAAGCCUAUAUAUCUAAAUAUAGCUAAAAAAAUUCAGUUGAGAAAAUAGGAAUGAAAUGACAAUUGAAGAAACCAACACUGAGGUCCAGAUUUUAGUGCCUGGGCUCAGAAGGACUGGCCUUGAUACAAAGGACUGUGCAACAAGUUCCACACACUCAAGGAAGCUAUGAGUUUGUGCUUCCCGAACAGUACCCCCUGCUUUCAACCUCUUUGAAACUUGCCUCAAUUUUAAAAAGCUGUCUGUGAUAUGGCAUUGGGGCAUUAAAAAAAUAAUCCUGGGCAUCCCAAAGGUUUUGGACACAUAGACCUUGAUAUUAUUGUGCAGAAAUAAAGGCAAUUUGAUUUUAAGAGAAAGCUCAGAAGAAAAGCAUCUCUAUCAUGUUAGGUGUAGUAAUAAAUUUGGAUAUUAAUUACACUGAAUUUUUUCAAUAGUAAAUCAUGCACUGAAAAUGUAAAAUUUUAUGUACACUUAUCUGGAGUAAGCCCUGUUUGAACUUUUUAAGGCACUUCUGCAUAGGAUCUUUUACUUUGAAUGUUAUGGGCUUCAGAAAAUGGAAAAAUUGCAUGAAUUGGAAGAAACUUCACAACUUUUUUAGAUGUUUAUUCCUUUAUUAUGUGUGUGUGUCUUCAGACAUUCAUCAGUUUCACACUUGAUGCAGAAGAUGCAGGAAUAUAAGACAAGGGAGAAGAGUCAGAGGCUAUGUUGUAUAAAGGUUUUGCCAUGUUUAGUAGGUUCCCGGAUUUGACAAACUACCUAGAGCUUUUCUACAUGAGACAUUGUGUGCUCAUCAUACUUUAUUCACAGUUGUUUACAGAUUCUUUAGACGACAUCUUAAUUCUCCACUUUCACUUCUGUUUUUAAAGAGCACUUUCCAAGGUUUUUUAAGAGGAGGGAAAAUAAAUUAUCUGGAGAGCAAAAGAAAAUGUAGUUUUUACUUGUGUAAUGGCAAUAUUCCACUAUAGCACAGCACCACCUAGAGGUUAUGAAAUGGAAAACCAAGAAAGAAAAAGCUCUUUGUAUAGAACUCUUGAUCUCAAUUUUGUGGUGAAACCAAAAGUAGUUACAGUGGAUUAACAGCCUCGUGUAGAAAAGCUUCUAAAGACAUUCUGUAUUCAGCAACAUUUAAAAGUGCAUUCUCCAACAUACUGUUGUGUUUUGCACUUGCUUAUUGAGUAAUCCAGUUAAAUACAGGAGCAAUGCUAUUACAUUACUAGCUUUGGCAUUUUAGAUCUCUGAAAUUUCCAAUAGCAUUAAUUGGCAAUAACAAUGUUUUUCAACAUUGCUCAUAAUUUUGAAAGAGAAAAUAUUGGAUAACUUCAUUUUCAAUUUUCCCCUGGAUUUCCUGUCAUUUUAUGGCUCUGGGAGCUAUAGGUGGACUUUAUCCCUUGAUUUCAGUCUUUCUCCCCCCUUUUCUGGGCCUUCAGUCUCUACCUAGAAACUGUUAAAAUGCAAGUUUUACUCUGUGCUUAAUUUCUGUUGCCAACAGGGCUUGUAAUUCUCUACUGUGAAACCAAAACUGUGAAUAAAGUUGCUGGGGCUACAAACAAA